Molecule: messenger RNA, 659 nt
Organism: Centruroides sculpturatus (bark scorpion)
Lineage: Eukaryota; Metazoa; Arthropoda; Arachnida; Scorpiones; Buthidae
Product: nucleoplasmin-like protein ANO39
Exons: 5
Coding region: 83-652 (189 amino acids)
Biological process (GO): chromatin remodeling
Cellular component (GO): cytoplasm; nucleolus; nucleoplasm
Molecular function (GO): chromatin binding; RNA binding; histone binding
Source: RefSeq, a predicted model, not a curated record
UAAAAUUUGUGAAAGAACCAUAAGGUAGCAAUAGGUAAUAUUGUUGAUUGCGUGUUACGAGCUUGUGAAAAAUCUUGCAACAAUGACUAACAGAGUUCCUAUUCAAAAGGAGUUUUUCUGGGCCUGUAAGUUGGACAAGACACACCGGGAAUGUUUCUUUAGUCCUGUGGUUAAGAAAAACCUUGCCCAUAGUUUACUAUUGAAGAGAAUUGUGCUGGGACCUUGUAGAGAUUCAGAAUGUGAAGUGAAUGUUGUAGAAAUUGAAACAACUGAUUAUGAAGAUAAUGUAAUUACUGCAACACUUGCAGUACUCCAGUCAACAAGGGAAAAAAGAUUUGCUGAGACACAAUUAGAUAUAAUGAUUCCCAGACAACAAGUGACGUUAAAGUUGGUUGAAGGAUCCGGACCUGUAUCAAUUUUUGGGCAUCAUGUUACAGUCUUUCCAGAUUAUUCUGAUGAUGAUGAUGAUGAUUAUGAUGAUGAAGAGGAUGAGGAGGAGGAACAGAAUGAAGAAAAGGAAGAUGAAAUAAAAAUGAAAACUAAAAAAGUCUCUCUUGUAGAUGUGUCUGAAAAAUUGCCUAAAAAAAGAAAGGUUUCUAAAUCUGAUGGAUUGCCAAAAAAGGUGAAAGACCUUACUAAACCUGUCUUAUAACAAAAUA